GCAAGAGACCUACAGGCCCCCACACUACCAUCCAUCCCACCCCGGCCUAGCCACACCCCGCCACACCCCUCCCAUCCCCUCCCCCACCUACAUGCCCCAUCCUUAACAAUGGGCGCCUGCGUGAGCACGCCCGACGAGAAAGCCUCGGCACAACGCACCCAAGCCAUCAACAGGCUCCUAACCGCCGAAGCCCGCUGCACCGAAUCCGACGUCAAGCUCCUCCUCCUCGGCGCCGGCGAGUCCGGCAAAUCCACCGUCCUCAAACAGUUCAAACUCAUCCACGGCGUCCCCUUUGCCGACGACGAUCGAAAGGUGUAUAAGAGUACGAUACACGGGAAUGUUGUGGAGUCUCUCGCGACGCUGUUGGAGGGGAUGAGGAGGUUGGAGUUGAAGUAUCAGAGUGAGAAGGGGAAGGAGGCGGCGAGGAGGAUUAGGGAGGGUGGUGUGGGUUUGUUGACGCCGGAGUUUGUGCAGGCUGUGCAUGUGUUUUGGAACGAUGCUGGGGUGCAAAGGUGUUAUGCGAGGUCGAAUGAGUUGCAGUUGAUUGAUUGUUGUCAGUACUACCUCUCUGACCUCCCCCGCCUCGCCUCCCCCACCUACACGCCCACCGACCAAGACAUCUUGCGCGCCCGCGUCACAACCACCUCCAUCACCGAACACCGCCUGCUUAUCAACGGGCUCACCUUCCGCCUCUUCGAUCUCGGCGGACAACGCUCGGAACGCAAGAAAUGGGCGCCGUACUUUGAUGACGUGCAUGCGAUUAUAUUCUUGGCAGCGAUUAGUGCGUAUGAUCAGAGGUGUAAGGAGGAUAAUGAGACUAAUCGGAUGUUGGAAUCACUCAACCUCUUCGACUCGAUCUGCAACCACCCCUUAUUUCGGGACACCUCGAUCAUCUUGUUUUUGAACAAGGUGGAUGUGUUUACGCAAAAGUUGAAGACGACGCCUAUUGUUGACUAUUUUCCGGAUUAUAAAGGCCCAAACACAUUCGACACAGCAGCAACCUUCUUCGCGCAACGCUUCAUGAACCUCAACCGCUCCGCCGAGAAGAAGGUCUACAUCCAUUUCACUUGGGCGACGGAUACGGGCCAUAUCGCGACUGUGCUCGCAACGGUCAAGGCGUUGAUUCUGAAGGAGAACUUGCAUGCUAGUGGGUUGUUUUAGGUGGUGGGAUGUUGGAGGUUGGGGAGGGGAAUGGGAGGUGGAUCUGAUUCUUGGGAUGUAUUGGAUGUGGAAAUUCCGGAGAAUGGAAGAUUUUGAGGCGAGAGGUUAUAGGUUUUGGGAUUCGUAUAUAUGU
This is a messenger RNA of Fimicolochytrium jonesii, 1294 nucleotides long. Its product is annotated as guanine nucleotide binding protein, alpha activating activity polypeptide O. The transcript has 5 exons. Gene Ontology annotation, molecular function: G protein-coupled receptor binding; G-protein beta/gamma-subunit complex binding; GTPase activity. Gene Ontology annotation, biological process: adenylate cyclase-modulating G protein-coupled receptor signaling pathway. The record is from RefSeq and is a predicted model, not a curated record. Lineage: Eukaryota; Fungi; Chytridiomycota; Chytridiomycetes; Spizellomycetales; Powellomycetaceae. The coding region runs from base 109 to 1161 and encodes 350 amino acids. Gene Ontology annotation, cellular component: heterotrimeric G-protein complex.